This is a messenger RNA of Panicum virgatum (switchgrass), 1569 nucleotides long. RefSeq lists its product as uncharacterized. The record is from RefSeq and is a predicted model, not a curated record. NCBI's taxonomy places the organism in Eukaryota, Viridiplantae, Streptophyta, Magnoliopsida, Poales, Poaceae. Bases 415 to 1353 code for a protein of 312 amino acids. The transcript is spliced from 5 exons.
AUCAGUUGAAAAACAGGGGAUUCAUGCAUGUACGGCUACUGGUGGAGAAGUUCAACUACGAUCAUUAUCUGCCCUUAGAUUAUUUUUGCAUUUCUUUAUUUCGGACAAGUCAGCUACUAGCUAGCCUUUAGAGUGCCAAAUACAUGAGCGAGCGACUCUCGUCGUACCUGUAGGGGAUGGGAUUCGAUCAGUUACUGAUCAUGCAUUUAGGUAAAACAAACAUAGCUUGAACUCCAUGGUCUUUUUUUUCUCCUACAUUGGUAGUCUGGCCUGUUCCAGUACUUAACUAAUUGUCCCCUAAAUACGAUGGGAGUGUCAUGGACUGACUGCCGCUCCCAGUUAAUUACGUUCUUCAGCUUGUUAAUUGGGGUAUUCCGUGUUCGCGUUGGACCAGUCGCCGUGAUUGUCUGAUUGAUGGACAAGCCAAAGGCAUCGACCCCGGCUGCUGCUGCUUCCGCACUUGUUGGCCGGAGAGACCACAGCGCCGAGUCGGGGCAGGAGGGUGCCCUCGUGCAAGAGAGGAUGGCGGCUAUGAAGAUUCUGCCAUCAGGCCAUGGUGCCGCCGCCGGCGGCGGCGGCUCAUCGCUCUCGCCACCACCUGCUGCUCCAUCUCCUCUCACUCUUUCUCUGCAGAGCAACAGUACUGCUGGUACGCUACUGGUGGAUGAUGAGGAGCCUGAUUCGCCAACAUCUCCCGGGUCAUGCAGUAUUCCACCCGAUGGUUACCCUCCACUCGUUAGAACCUUUUCUUUCGGCGAAUAUGGGCCACCGCCACAUCCUGUGAAUCGAGAGCUGGCUGCAUGCUACAACAAUGCUAAGAGCAGCUCCACAGCAAGUCCGUGUAUGGAUGCAUCAUUCCAACCAAUUCAAGAAGGCGACGAGCCUCCUAUUUCCGGUGACUUGGGUUACGGUAUGUACUCAUCUGACUACAGCGUAGAGCCUCGGUUCGCCGUUCGUCAGGCAACUGAGUUUGCAGAGAUCGCGCUGCAGUGUCAUAACGAUGAUCCAAGCAACGAGGUGAAGUAUGAACUUGUAAAGGCCACAGUGAGCAGUUACAUGUUUGAAGGUAGUGGUAAUUACGGCCAUGUCAACUUCACCGCCAGGGCAAAGCAAGAUGGUUGUUCAGAGGAGCAGCUGUUCUUUGCAGAGCUGAAUCUGCGAGGCUUGAAAACUUUGACGUGCUUUCGUUCCUUAGAAGGGAAGGAAGAUCGAGUUGGUGGGCGUAUGAGGAUGGACACGGAAGCCAAAGGUGUACACCUGGAGCACUGUUACGCGUGUGAUAAUGAACUGAAGCACCCACGGGAUGGAGCGUCGUAUCAAGCCGGCCAUAGGACUGGGCGACUUCAACGCUAGUAAUGUCCCUAAGCUGUCUACAGUGGAAGCUGCCACGUGGUCACAUGGUUCGAGUGACCGAGUCCUAGACUCGUGUCAGUGUCCACCUAUCUUAUAACUUGCUUGACCCAUGCAUGGCAAGAGUAUGAUGGUCCUGUUUGGUUUUGUGCGCUAGUGAGUGCUAAGAAACUUUGACCGCUAAUUACGAUAUUAAAUAAAGUUAGUUUACAAAAUCAA